Messenger RNA from Phycomyces blakesleeanus NRRL 1555(-), 462 nucleotides. RefSeq lists its product as hypothetical. Bases 1 to 462 code for a protein of 153 amino acids. The transcript has 5 exons. NCBI's taxonomy places the organism in Eukaryota, Fungi, Mucoromycota, Mucoromycetes, Mucorales, Phycomycetaceae. The record is from RefSeq and is a predicted model, not a curated record.
AUGAGACGGUAUGAGUGGAAAGCGACGGGAUUAAUUCUCUCGAAUGGAACUACAUCAUAUAUCCGACAUUUUCUGGAACCAACAACUACAACAACAAACGACAAAAAUGCUAUGGUAUUGCAACGCUUGGUAAUAUCGAUUGAGCUGAACUGGUUCAAAGGGAAAAAGAAAAAAUAUGGCUUAAGAAGACUUGGUCUUAUAUUAAUGAGCUUGAGUGACACAGGUGGAUCUAUCAGAAAUGAUACAAUCGUGUCUUAUUUAGUCCGGGCAAUUAGGCUAACCUUUCUAGAAUUUGCGGUCAAAUGGGACUUUGACAUUUACCCGGUUGAUUAUAGUAAUGCCCUGACAGUAAAGUAUCAAAUUUGGGGUAGUUUCGCUUAUUGUUUUCCAAUCUAUGAAGAACUAGAGAAUUCAGCUGACAGAAAUUGUACAAACCAGUCAAUGGAGUACUUAAAAGAGUAA